AUGAUGCCUGUGGUGAAGUUUCAUCAGGGACUAGAUGCCCUGAAGACACAUGUCACCUACCAUCUCGUCUCUGAUCAUCGGGUCAUAUUGAGCUGCUGGACCCUGGGUUUCUACCCUGAUGAGAUCACCCUGACCUGGCACAGUGAUGAGGAGGAGGACCUGACCCAGGACACAGAGCUUGUGGAGACCAAGCCUGCAGGAGAUGGAAGCUUCCAGAAGUGGGUAGCUGUGGUGGUGCCUUCUGGAGAGGAGCAGAGAUACACAUGCCAUGUGCAGCAUGAGGGGCUGCCCAAGCACAUUAUCUUGAGAUGGGGGUCCUCUCCUCAGCCCCCAAUUCCCAUCAUGGGCAUCGUGGCUGGUCUGAUUGUCGUUGUGGUCACUGGUACUGUGGUGGUUGGAGCUGUCAUGGGGAGGAAGGAGAGCUCAGGUGGAAAAGGAAGGAGUUAUGCUCAGGCUGAAACUGUUCCUCUGAACAAACCCUGGAACCCCGCCCUGCUGGAACUUGGACAGAAGGUAGUGCACACACACAUAUGCACGUGCAUCUUCUGUGGAUGUAACAUGUUCCUGGGGAACAUGUUCCUGUGCAGCCAGGAGCACACCUGCAGUGGCCGGUCCAGCUGCGUCUCACACGGGAACCCCGGCCUCUGCCACAGGCACAGAGAUCACUGCUCACACCACUGA
Mustela lutreola (European mink) is the source of this 681-nucleotide messenger RNA. Its product is annotated as patr class I histocompatibility antigen, alpha chain E-like. The record is from RefSeq and is a predicted model, not a curated record. Gene Ontology annotation, molecular function: signaling receptor binding; peptide antigen binding. Lineage: Eukaryota; Metazoa; Chordata; Mammalia; Carnivora; Mustelidae. Gene Ontology annotation, cellular component: external side of plasma membrane. The coding region runs from base 1 to 681 and encodes 226 amino acids. The transcript has 5 exons. Gene Ontology annotation, biological process: positive regulation of T cell mediated cytotoxicity; immune response; antigen processing and presentation of endogenous peptide antigen via MHC class I via ER pathway, TAP-independent.